AGGUUCAAGAUUGGAGCCCAAUACCAGGCUUACAAUUUUCAAAAAUUCAAAACCCACCUCUAUCCGAUAAGCGAAGGAGUAGUUCGAGAAGAUGAGUUCUGUAUCGGUGGCGUCAAUGUUGUUCGCCGGCGGUUGCCGUAGCCUCGCCGUGCCGUUAGCAGCACGCGCACUUCGCAUUUCGCUUAACAGACACCUCACAUUACACGUCUCUGGUUGGUGUUGUCGGAGUUCACACAACACUACCGUCGCACUCGCCGCUGAAACUGUAUCCUCAACAACUGACGCCGGAAACUUAACCGCUACUUCUUCUUCCAAUAGCUACCCUAAGUAUGAUCGAUUGCUUCCAUGUCCAACACACAAAUCUCCACCAAGAAUUGAACACUUAGUUGUUUCAGAAGGAGGACCUGUGUUAGAAUACAUUUGCAAAGCUUUGGAUCUUCCUCAUUUGUUUGUUGCAGACCUGAUUCAUUUCGGAGCUGUGCAUUUCGCUCUUGUUUGUCCAAAGCCUCCUCCUACUGCUACUGCUCAGCAAAUUAGGGUUUUCAAACAAGUGACGGACCCGUUGGUUCUGCGAAAGAGAGCUUCUAUCAAAGGAAAAACUAUAAGAGAAGCGCAAAAAACUUUCCGUGUAACUGACGGGGAUCAAUUUGUUGAACCGGGAACUUAUUUGCGAGUGCACGUGCACCCCAAGCGUUUUCAUAGGUGCUAUGAGAUUGACUGGAGAUCAAGGAUUAUAGCUGUGAAGGAAUCAUAUGUAGUUUUGGAUAAACCUGCUGGCACUUCAGUAGGUGGGACUACUGACAACAUUGAAGAAAGUUGUGCAACCUUUGCAACUCGUGCCUUGGGAUUGACAACACCGUUGAUGACUACCCAUCAGAUUGACAACUGCACGGAAGGCUGUGUAGUAUUGGCUAGGAAUAAAGAGUAUUGCUCUGUCUUUCAUGGCAAAAUACGGGAGAAAAAAGUGAAAAAGCUCUAUCGUGCUCUUGCAGUUUCUCCUUUACCAAUUGGAAUCAUUAACCACUAUAUGCGUCCUAUUAACAUGGCUCCUCGACUUAUUUCUGAAGAUUUUAUGAAGGGAUGGCUUCUUUGUCAACUCGAGGUCAUGGAAUGCAGAAAGGUUCCUUGGCCAACUAGUGUUGUUCAAGAUGAAUAUUGUGUUGAAGACUGUGGGUUGCCAUCUCAAGAUUACGCAUACGAGUGUAAAAUCAACCUUCUUACUGGUCGAACUCAUCAGAUUCGAGCUCAAUUUGCUGCUUGUAAGGCACCUUUAAUUGGUGAUUCUAUGUAUAUGCCUGCUGCAAUUGCAGAGAUGAUUAAUCCCGGACUUAAUCCAUUUGGAAAGUACAAGAAAGAUUUCAUCAGUGAGAGUGAAAAAGAAGCUGAUGUUGCAAAUUGGAUUGCACAGCAUGGAAAAGAGCCAAGUGCUGCAAUUGGCCUUCAAGCUUGUCAGAUUUCUUGGGAUGAUGAUGAACACUUAUUCAGAGCUGGUUUGCCUUGGUGGAGGAGUUAAAAUGCUGGAAAUGUGCUUGAGUCAAGGACUUCGCACUAUUCUGAAGUCAUGUUUUAGUUUUGCCUCAGUUUUGUUAAGAGUGCAAAAUCUCUGUAAGAUGGUUAAGGAAUGCAGCAAGAUUGUACUGGAUUGAAAAGAGAAACCCAAAUAAAAAAGGGAAAAAGGAGGAGCUUAAUGGGGGAAUGGUGCAUGGCUGCAUGCUGUCACUUACCGGUGAGCCUUGAUCACCCUUUUCUGUUGUAAUUAACUUUAAAUAGGUAAGCCACACUAUAAUUUAUUCAGUACUCAAGACCUCUUUCUGAAAAUGUAUAUUUUACUUGGAUAUUGAAGAAUUGAGAAUUUUGUCACAAUACAAUGGAUUCCAAAGGCACACACUUAACAUUUAUCUCUAUUAUGAAAUUUGUUAUUAAUA
This is a messenger RNA of Lathyrus oleraceus (garden pea), 1925 nucleotides long. RefSeq names its product RNA pseudouridine synthase 6, chloroplastic. Gene Ontology annotation, molecular function: RNA binding; pseudouridine synthase activity. The record is from RefSeq and is a predicted model, not a curated record. Gene Ontology annotation, biological process: enzyme-directed rRNA pseudouridine synthesis. NCBI's taxonomy places the organism in Eukaryota, Viridiplantae, Streptophyta, Magnoliopsida, Fabales, Fabaceae. The transcript is spliced from 10 exons. Bases 92 to 1513 code for a protein of 473 amino acids.